Molecule: messenger RNA, 1239 nt
Organism: Fonticula alba
Lineage: Eukaryota; Rotosphaerida; Fonticulaceae
Exons: 4
Coding region: 1-1188 (395 amino acids)
Biological process (GO): base-excision repair, AP site formation; base-excision repair; nucleotide-excision repair
Cellular component (GO): nucleus
Molecular function (GO): DNA-(apurinic or apyrimidinic site) endonuclease activity; oxidized pyrimidine nucleobase lesion DNA N-glycosylase activity
Source: RefSeq, a predicted model, not a curated record
AUGCCGCACUCGGACGAUAUUGAGCCGGAGAUCCCACCCAUGCGCCGGUCGGGUCGUUUGAUUGCCGCCGCCGCCGCCGCUGCUGCCGCCGCCACCACACCCACGGCCCGGUCCUCUGCCGAGCAGCUUCUUGCUGCUCCGUCUCGUCCGGCUGCCCCAUCUCGCCCCGCCAAGCGCCUUCGCACCACUCCCAAGGAUGCCAGCCUUUCGCUGGUGAAGGAUGAGCCCGGCGGCCAUGUGAAUGGGCCUUCGCAGUCCCUGCCGAGGCUGCUCCCCGUGGGCGGAGAUCUACGCGCCGGAGCCGGGGACAUUGCCCUGGCCAGUGAUAGCCGCGACUGGCGGGCGGCCAUCAUCGAGAGCCCAGGAGCGGUGUUCAGCCCGCCUGUCGGGGCGACUGCCAUCGCCGGUGUCAGUGUCAAAGAGUGGCACCAGCGCCUGCCACCGGCCCGCUGGCGUCGGGUCAUGCUUGCCCUGGCCGAGCAGCGCGUGGCCCUGCCCCGAGCGCCGGUCGACGUGGUAGGGUGUGAGCGUCUGGCUGAUCACACGGCCGAGCCGCGGCAAAAGCGCUUCGAGCACCUGAUCGCCCUGAUGUUGAGUGCGCAAACCCGGGACCCGGUCACCGCACAGGCCAUCUACAACAUGCGCAUGACUGGCUUGCUAGAUGUCUACCUUUUGGCCUCCGGGGCCGAUCACACCUUCCCGGCUGGCGAGCAGCCCUCACCGAGGUCCUUUCCAGAGGCAGCGGUUUCGAUGAAACUCGAGCCGGAUGGCAGCCUGCCUGCGGAGGAAAUGUCACCCUUUUUCCCCACCAGCACCGGCAUCAAGCCAGAGGCCCAGGCAACUCCGGGCCCCGAGGCCGAUGUGCAUGACCGUCUGUUGAAGGCCAUCCAACCGGUGAGCUUCUUCCGUCGGAAGGCCGAGUAUAUCCUCCGAACAUGUCGCAUUCUGCGGGAUGACUAUGCUGGGGAUAUCCCGUCCACAGCUCAGGCCCUUCAAACUCUUCCCGGCGUUGGCCCCAAGAUGGCACACCUUUGCAUGCAAUCUGCCUGGGGCGACUUCUCAUCAGGCAUCGGCGUUGAUGUUCAUGUGGCCCGGAUCACCGGACGCCUGGGUUGGCAUUCCUUCCAGCAUAGCGAGCCUGAGAAGGUCCGCCAGGUAUGUGUCCUUUUCCUUCGAUCCCAUGCCUGAUUUCUCCGCCCACUCUUCCGCUCCCUCACCUGUCUCUCUCUCUCUCUCUCU